Messenger RNA from Acaulospora morrowiae, 888 nucleotides. The record is from the annotation of a GenBank genome assembly. NCBI's taxonomy places the organism in Eukaryota, Fungi, Glomeromycota, Glomeromycetes, Diversisporales, Acaulosporaceae.
AUGCCAUUAAUUACGUAUAUUGUUGCAGGGACAACGAUUGCAUUUGGAACAGGUGCUUUGCUUUACACCUUUCAGACUGAAAUACUCUAUCCUGCUAGAUAUCGAAAAAAAUCUCGACAAUUCAUAACACCAAAAUUCGCGGCCGAUGGAAUUCCAUUCAGCGAGACGACGUUAAUUACUGAAGAUAAUGUUAGAAUCAAGGUUUACAUUUGCAAGCGUCCCACCGACGAAGAGGCUCGCCAAAGACCCACGAUUUUGGUUUUGCAUGGAAAUCGUGGCAACGGACAACGUUCAAUAAUUACGACCAAGUUCUACAAUGAAUUAAGGUGUAAUGUAGUUCUACUUUCUUACAGAGGUUAUGGGCAUAGUGAAGGUAAACCGACCGAAAAAGGUAUCAAAAUUGAUGCUCAGACGUGUCUGGAUUACGUUAAGAGACAUAGUGUACUCAAAGGCACAAAACUUGUAAUUUACGGAAGAUCACUUGGAGGUGCUGUGGCCAUUGAUUUGGUUUCAAGGAAUGAGGAUUUGGUUGAAGCGAUGAUAGUGGAAAAUACAUUCCUCAGCAUUCCAAAACUUCUUCCAACCUUUUUCCCUCUGCUUCGCUAUUUUACCUUCUUCUGUUCACAAAUUUGGCCGUCUGAACAAUCUAUACUCAGGAUUCAAAAGAUUCCUGUGUUGUUUUUAUCAAGCGGUAAAGAUAAAUUGGUACCAAAAGAUCAAAUGAUGAAAUUAUUUGACUUGGUGGAUACCGAAGGUGGAAAAGCCUGGAAAGACUUUCCAAAUGCAGAACACGCAAAUACCAUUAGCCAAAAUGGAUAUUUUGAGACGAUUGGUGAGUUUCUGAGAUGGUCCGUAGAUAAGGAUGAAGUGGAUGCCAUCGAAGAAUGA